Exophiala aquamarina CBS 119918 is the source of this 831-nucleotide messenger RNA. RefSeq names its product tRNA-binding protein. Gene Ontology annotation, molecular function: tRNA binding. Gene Ontology annotation, cellular component: methionyl glutamyl tRNA synthetase complex. The coding region runs from base 1 to 831 and encodes 276 amino acids. The record is from RefSeq and is a predicted model, not a curated record. Lineage: Eukaryota; Fungi; Ascomycota; Eurotiomycetes; Chaetothyriales; Herpotrichiellaceae. The transcript has a single exon.
AUGGACUCCUCCAGUACGAGCGCCGCCACGCCCGAUAAAGGCAUUCCUACGGAAGUAAAGGAAUCUCUCAACCACGAGAUCUCCGAAAACCUGAAAUCCAACACCGCAUCCGCAGCACCGGCUGAUGGGACACAGCAGCAGCCGCAUGCGUCCAGCAGAAAGAAGGAAAAGGCGCCCAAACAGCCCAAACCUCCCAAAGCCGCGCCUCCAGCACCUGCGCCUCUCUCCCCAGCCCUGAUCGACCUCCGCGUCGGGCACAUCCUCCGCGCAAUAGCACACCCGAACGCAGACAGCCUGUACGUGUCAACGAUCGCCAUGGGCGAUCCCGAAGGGACAGAACACACACAGGUAGACCAGGAGACAGGAAAGGUAGUACGAACAGUCUGCUCCGGCCUCAAUGGACUCGUGCCCCUAACAGAGAUGCAAGACCGCAAGAUCGUGGUCGUCGCGAACCUGAAACCGGUCAACAUGCGCAGCAUCAAAUCCGCGGCAAUGGUGCUCGCGGCGAGCCCGAAGCAAGAGGAAGGCGCCGACCCGCAUGCGCCCGACCGCGUCGUCGAGCUCGUCAGCCCUCCUGAGGGAUCUGAGGCCGGCGACAAAGUCUACUUCGAGGGCUGGGAGUAUGGAGAGAGCAAGGGCCCCGAGAAGCAGUUAAAUCCUAAGAAGAAGCAGUGGGAGGCCAUCCAGCCUGGUUUCUUCACGGGAGACGAUCUUACGGUGGGAUUUGAUGCGGGAGCCACGGAGGUUGAGGGCGACAGGAAAGGCGCGCUGAUUGUCGAGGGCAAGGGGAAGUGUACCGUCAAGACUCUCAAGGGCGCUGUUGUGAGGUAA